This is a messenger RNA of Cetraspora pellucida, 498 nucleotides long. Lineage: Eukaryota; Fungi; Glomeromycota; Glomeromycetes; Diversisporales; Gigasporaceae. The record is from the annotation of a GenBank genome assembly.
UUGGGGCAUGUGGCUGGGUAUAAGCAAAGAAGAAGACAAUGCAAAAAAUGUGGGCAUCAAAUUAAUGAUUCGCUUAGACCAGCACGUUUUCAUUUGCGAAAAUGCCCUAAAGUAACAUUGAUCCAAAAAAAAAAUUAUUUUGGAAGUUCGUAUGAAGAAAGUGACAAUGAAACGUCUGUAAGUGCAACUACCUCAACAUCAUCAAAGGUCAUCUUAUAUUUUCGAUCACAUUAUGUUCCAAUCGCUAUUUUACGGCGACAUCAAUUAGCAACCUAUAGUCAUCGAGUAUCUUUAAAACUUCCGGUUAAAACAAGAUGGGGAUCUUGGGCGACAUGUCUAAAUUCAGUUAUACAAAAUAAACUAGCACUUAAGUUUGCUGUUCUAGAAAUGGUGCACAAUAACUCUGAAAAAGUACCCGAAUUGAUCAAAAAAAUAAUUAAUGAUGAAUUUUUUUGGAAGGAAGUUAAAAGUCUUCUUGCAAUUUUAGAUAGAUUGGUC